UCCCAGAAGCAUCACCUCCCAGGCACCUUGGAACUUUGGCUUGGACCACAGCCAAAGCUGCCCCCAGCGCCCUCCUCCUGCUAACUAGCCUGGGGGCCCCAUUUCUCUAAAGCCUGCAUCCCUCUCUCGGGGUGCACCCUGCCCCUCCCUGAGUCACCCCAGGAGAGAGGGGAAAAAAGGGAAGAGAAAAGAGGCAUUGACUACAGAGGAAGGAAAAGGAAACAGCAGAGGAGGGAGGAGAGCCACACGGGAGUGUGUGACAGCAGACAGCGGAGAGGGCAGAUCUGGGGCAGAUCUAGGGCUGGGGGAGGUAGCGAGGGCAGGGGAGCAUCCAGAAGGGUGCCCCAAGAGCAGGGCAGCGGGGGCGGGGAGCCGAGGGGGCGGGCCAGCCAUGUCCCACGGGACCUACUAUGAGUGUGAGCCCCGGGCUGGCCAGCAGCCUCUGGAGUUCUCAGGGGGCCGCCCAGGGCCUGGGGAGCUGGGGGACAUGUGUGAGCAUGAGGCCUCCAUUGACCUCUCUGCCUACAUCGAGUCCGGGGAGGAGCAGCUCCUCUCAGACCUCUUCGCAGUGAAGCCGGCACCUGAGACCCGAGGCCUCAAGGGCCCCGGAGCCCCUGCCUUCCCCCACUACCUGCCACCUGACCCUCGGCCCUUUGCCUACCCCCCACAUACCUUCGGCCCCGACAGGAAGACACUGGGACCUGGCAUCUACAGCAGCCCAGGGAGCUACGACCCCAGGGCCGUGGCUGUAAAGGAAGAGCCCCGAGGGCCAGAGGGCAGCCGGGGUGCCAGCCGUGGCACCUACAACCCUCUUCAGUACCAGGUGGCACACUGUGGACAGACGGCCAUGCAUCUGCCCCCAGCCCUGGCGACACCCAACCAGCCCCUGCGCGUCCUCAAGGCCCCUCUGGCCUCCGCGGCAGCCCCCUGCAGCCCCCUUCUCAAGGCACCCUCCCCAGCUGGCCCCUCGCACAAGGGCAAGAAGGCCGUGAACAAAGACAGCCUGGAGUACCGGCUGCGGCGGGAGCGGAACAACAUCGCGGUGCGUAAGAGCCGAGACAAGGCCAAGAGGCGCAUUCUAGAGACGCAGCAGAAGGUGCUGGAGUACAUGGCUGAGAACGAGCGCCUCCGCAACCGCGUGGAGCAACUCACCCAGGAGCUGGACACCCUUCGCAACCUCUUCCGCCAGAUCCCCGAGGCCGCCAGCCUCAUCAAGGGCGUGGGGGGCUGCAGCUGAGCCCGGCUGGUGGAUUGUGGGCACUGACUCCCUGUCUGGUCCAAUCCUGAGGACCCCCUCCCGGUGGGGGCCCUAGGUCCCCUCACAGGCGGAGCCUGAGGUAUAGACCAUGGACAAAUGGCAACGGGUGGCACAAUGGGGGGAAGCGGGAGGGGGGCAGAACCCAGCAUAUUAAUUCUGUGGCUGAAUAAAAUUGCACUAUGGCUUGG
Molecule: messenger RNA, 1446 nt
Organism: Condylura cristata (star-nosed mole)
Lineage: Eukaryota; Metazoa; Chordata; Mammalia; Eulipotyphla; Talpidae
Gene: CEBPE
Product: CCAAT/enhancer binding protein (C/EBP), epsilon
Exons: 2
Coding region: 392-1237 (281 amino acids)
Biological process (GO): regulation of transcription by RNA polymerase II; DNA-templated transcription; myeloid cell differentiation
Molecular function (GO): DNA-binding transcription factor activity, RNA polymerase II-specific; RNA polymerase II cis-regulatory region sequence-specific DNA binding
Source: RefSeq, a predicted model, not a curated record